AGCAGCCGACGCGCUUGCAAAAAAAAAAGGAAGAUAAUUUUCUUACUUUUUGCUAACAGUAUUGUUGCAAAAAGUCCAAGAGCACCUUCAAUUUUUAUAAUAAAAAUUUAAGAGUUAUCUUAAGUAUUAUAUUAUUAACUAGAGCGCUUGUUUAAUACGAAGUCGCAAAGCCUGUAAAAUUUUGCCGACAGCACGCUUUUGCCGCCACCGCUUUGUUGUUUUGGCGCCCGAAUUUGCGACGCGCACAAAAAUUUGCGUGAAAUUAUAAUUUGGCUGCGUGGUCUAAAAUGGUUGAUCGCAGCGAUAAUGCGGAAUCCUUUGACGAUGCCGUCGAGGAACGUGUGAUUAACGAAGAGUACAAGAUAUGGAAAAAGAACACUCCAUUUCUUUACGACCUGGUCAUGACGCACGCUCUGGAAUGGCCUUCACUGACGGCGCAAUGGCUGCCUGAUGUAACCAAACAGGAUGGCAAAGAUUACUCCGUUCAUCGCCUGAUAUUGGGCACACAUACCUCGGAUGAACAGAAUCAUUUGCUGAUUGCCAGCGUCCAACUGCCUAGUGAGGAUGCACAGUUCGAUGGCUCCCACUACGAUAACGAGAAGGGCGAAUUCGGUGGGUUUGGCUCAGUUUGCGGUAAAAUCGAGAUUGAAAUCAAGAUCAAUCACGAAGGGGAAGUCAACCGAGCACGCUACAUGCCGCAAAAUGCUUGCGUUAUUGCUACCAAAACUCCCUCAAGCGAUGUUCUCGUAUUUGACUAUACAAAGCAUCCCAGCAAACCGGAACCAUCCGGCGAAUGCCAGCCGGACUUGCGUUUGCGAGGACACCAGAAGGAAGGCUACGGUCUGUCGUGGAAUCCCAAUUUGAAUGGUUACUUGCUCUCGGCCUCGGACGAUCACACCAUCUGCUUGUGGGAUAUCAAUGCCACGCCCAAGGAGCAUCGCGUUAUCGAUGCGAAGAAUAUAUUCACUGGCCAUACCGCCGUCGUUGAGGAUGUGGCUUGGCAUUUGCUUCAUGAAUCACUCUUCGGUUCGGUGGCCGAUGAUCAGAAGCUGAUGAUUUGGGAUACGCGCAACAACAACACAUCAAAACCAUCGCACACCGUUGAUGCGCACACGGCCGAAGUAAAUUGUUUGAGCUUUAAUCCUUACUCAGAAUUUAUAUUGGCCACGGGAUCUGCGGAUAAAACGGUCGCCUUGUGGGAUUUGCGUAAUCUCAAGUUAAAACUACAUUCCUUUGAGUCGCACAAGGAUGAAAUCUUUCAGGUGCAAUGGUCGCCCCAUAAUGAGACCAUUCUGGCUUCCUCGGGCACCGAUCGGCGUCUACAUGUGUGGGAUUUAUCGAAAAUUGGCGAGGAGCAGAGCUCUGAAGAUGCCGAAGAUGGUCCGCCCGAACUACUUUUCAUACACGGUGGCCAUACGGCCAAAAUCAGCGACUUCUCCUGGAACCCAAAUGAGCCAUGGAUCAUAUGCUCUGUGUCGGAGGACAAUAUCAUGCAAGUAUGGCAAAUGGCCGAGAACGUGUACAACGAUGAGGAACCCGAAAUACCCGCCUCCGAUCUGGAAACUAACACUGCUUAAAGCAACAUUAUUUUAUG
Messenger RNA from Drosophila novamexicana, 1594 nucleotides. Its product is annotated as probable histone-binding protein Caf1. Lineage: Eukaryota; Metazoa; Arthropoda; Insecta; Diptera; Drosophilidae. The record is from RefSeq and is a predicted model, not a curated record. Gene Ontology annotation, molecular function: histone binding. The transcript has 3 exons. The coding region runs from base 288 to 1577 and encodes 429 amino acids. Gene Ontology annotation, biological process: regulation of gene expression. Gene Ontology annotation, cellular component: nucleus; NuRD complex; ESC/E(Z) complex.